CAAAAGCUGAAAGUACGGUUACAAAUCAUAAAUGGGAACCAUUAACUAUAUUAAAAUUUAAAAUCUGGUUAGCAAUAAUCUUAUAUAUGGGAAUCUUUAAAUUUCCAGCAAUUCAAGAUUAUUGA
Molecule: messenger RNA, 125 nt
Organism: Scutellospora calospora
Lineage: Eukaryota; Fungi; Glomeromycota; Glomeromycetes; Diversisporales; Gigasporaceae
Source: the annotation of a GenBank genome assembly